Messenger RNA from Chara braunii, 1929 nucleotides. NCBI's taxonomy places the organism in Eukaryota, Viridiplantae, Streptophyta, Charophyceae, Charales, Characeae. The record is from the annotation of a GenBank genome assembly.
CCGUGGACCAGAAGCCAGGGAAACGGAUGAGGACUAUCAGGUUUGGUUGCUGGCCAUGAUGACCGAGGUUAAGCAACACUCGGAGGCGGUCGUUGCUGCAGCAAGGAAGAAGGCAGAGGACGCCGAGCAGGCACGUCUGUUGGCAGUAGAACAACAGCGCCUGCAGGCCGAGGCAGCAGCUAAGGCUGCCGAUGAAGAGAGAAUACAGCGGCGAGAGAAGAUUUUCAAGGGAGAGCGAGCUUUGCUCGCAAUGGCCGCGGAUUGGCGGACUGAGGCUGAGACAGGGAAGAUGGCGGAGAGUGAAAGCAAGAUCGAUCUCCUCCUAUCCCAUCUUACAGACCUCCUGGCCACGUGUGUUGCACAGCAGGAGGACAUCCAUAGCCUCGAUGCGUUGGCUCAGAAUCACAAACGGGCAUUGGAUGACCUCAACAGCCGCUUCCAGCAGCUGCAACGGACAGUCGCCGCCCCCGCCGCUAGCACCUCCAACAUGUGUGAUCGUCUCAAUGCCUUGGAGAUCGACAUGGGGACACUUCAUUACGUCAGCGAACAUAAGAACCACACCUACUUGUACUCCCGGUCAGGGGGAGCAUGCCAGGCAUGGAUGGACAAUCUGUUGUCCAAGUACGGCGUGGUCGCUGCAGACCUGCAUACAAAGAUCAGUUGGGAAGACCUCAAGGCAGCAUGGCACAAGCGGUUCCAGGUGGAGCCGCCAGAGAUCAAGGUCAUGGACAAGCUGCUCACCUUCGAGCAGGGCACGCUGCCGAGUGUCGACUGGAUAGCCGAGUACCAGCGCUUGACAUCCGUCCCGAAUCUGCAGAUGGGUUUCAAAGCCAUCAAUCAUUACUUCAUCUCGAGAUCAUGCCCGACGUUAAGCAAUGCAUUGACUCAUGUUGACGAGACAUUGACAACAGCGGCAGAGCUUUUCGACAAGGCCGCGCAGAUCAUUGUCACGAACAAGGAGGCCAAGAACCUUGGUCGUUCGUCUGCGGCAGGCCCAAGCAGGGACCAGCAUCGGCCCAAAGUGGCCGUGGUCGUGGCAGCAAUGCCACCCGACCAAUCUUACAGCGAGGUCGUGUCUGCCAGUGAAGGAGACAGACUCGCAGCCGCCCGGGAUGGUGGCGGCGAUGACCAACGAGUUUCGGACCGAUUCGUGUUGGUCUACCUAGAUGACAUUCUCGUCUACAGCCAGACCUUGGAGGAUCAUCUUGGGAAUCUCCGACGUGUGUUGGAGACACUCCGGCGUGCCAAGUACAAAGCUAAUCGGCACAAGUGUGAAUUCGUCCGACAAGAGCUUGAGAACCUGGGCCAUUUUGUCACACCCGAGGGCAUCAGUCCGCUUUCGGACAAGAUUCAGGCCAUCCAGGAGUGGCCGGAGCCGCGGAACGUCAAGCAUAUCCGUUCGUUUCUCGAUCUUGCCGGCUACUACCAGCGAUUCAUCAAGAGCUUCUCAAAGAUCGCGGCUAACUUGACCAAGCUUCAAUGCGAGGAUCGGCCGUUUGACUUCGAUGAGGAUGCGCGGGAAUCAUUUCUGGCCAUCAAGGCCGGGUUGCUCUCUGCGGAGGUCUUGCGUAUCUACGACCCGCUGUUGCCUACACCCCUCACUAUUGAUGCGUCCGGUUAUGGCAUUGGUGCAAUCCUUGAGCAGCACGAUGGAGUGGACUGGCACCCAGUCGAGUACUUCAGCAAGAAAGUGCCCGUCGUGCAUUCCAUUGAUGAUGGACGCAAGAAGGAACUCCUCGCCUUCGUUCAUGCUCUCAAGCAGUGGCGGCACUUCCUCCUCGGUCGAGGUCAAUUCCGAUGGGUGACGGAUAAAAAUCCGUUGGUCUUCUACAAGACCCAAGACAGCACCAUCGCUCGUUGAAUGGCUUUCAUCGACCAGUUUGACUUCUUUUCGGAUCACAUCCCUGGGAAGCCAAACCGUUUUGCGGA